GCCCAUGCGCCACCGCCUCCUCCGCCGUCGCGCAGCUCGCGGCCGUCACUUUGUGUAGUGCGGGGGGGUCCCCGGUGGUCACAGCCCCCCCACGAGUCCGUGUCUCGCUGCGGCUCGGCCGGGCCCGGGCGCGCGCGCGGAAAGGGGCCUGAGAGCGUGCUGGCUAAUGGGUGCUCUCCGCUCCCCUCUGCCCCCGCCACUCCCAAGAGGCGAAGCAAGGUGCUCUCCCAGCCCUGCAACCUUCCGAGCUGCGUAGUUGCCAGCCGUCUGCCGUUUCUCGGGCCUGCCCUGGUUCAUGUGCGCUGACGGCCGGGCCCCACGGAGGCUCUCCCCGGACAAUGGCUGCCCUUCACCGUACUCCAGACUCCCCGGCUACCCAGCUGGAGCCUGUGGAAGAUGGGUCAGAAUGUGAUGCUGACCCUGAGGAGGAGGAGGAAAAGGGGCGAGAGGAGAUGGAGGGGGAAGAAGGGCAGGAAGUGAUAGGAGAGGAAGUGACCACACACGUUCAGGAGAAGGUGGCAGAGAUGGCGGUGGAGGCCAACUCAGAGGACAGCAGUGAUGAUGGUGACGGUGAUGAUGUGGAGGAGGUGCUGGCAUCGGAGCAGACUCUGAGCGCAGGGACCCAGGAGCGGCUCAGCAGUGGUGCCGAUGCCGAGUCACCAGUUCUUCAAGGGAAAGCCCUGCAGGCCGCCCGGGUGUCUCCCACAACUCAGGAUGAGGAUCUGGAGGAAGAGGAGGAGGAAGAUGAGGAGCAUUUCCUGACCCAGGGGUUGGUGACCUUCGAAGACGUGGCUGUGUACUUCUCGCUGGAGGAGUGGGAGAGGCUGGAUGUGGACCAGCGGGACCUCUACCGGGAAGUAAUGCAGGAGAACUAUGGGAUCCUGGUCUCCUUGGGGUACCCAAUCCCUAAGCCGGAUCUGAUCUUCCACCUUGAACAAGGAGAAGAACCUUGGGUCCCUGACAGCCCCCAUCCCGAGGAGGGAGACAUUGUCACUGGUGUCUACACGGGAGCGUGGUUCUGGACCGAUGACCUAGAAGACCACGAGGAGGAAGACGACGAGGACUUCCUUGCCGAGAUGGCUGAGGAGGAGAACGAGCCCCCGGGGUUGUGGUCUGCCGCCUAUGGCGUGGGGGACGUGCCCGGGACUUGGGGCCCCGACGACUCAGACGCCACACAGACCCCAGAGGUUUGGGGUCUCCCGGCCAACCCGGCCAGCCUCGGCCUCCUGGCGGAGGAGAUGCAAGCGAAACACUUCCUGCCCGGGCGGGAGCGCGGGGACGGUUUCCUGGCGCCCUGGGCAUUUCCCGCGGUGGCUGUCCCCCUCGGACGCCCCGAGACCACGUGUGACGUGUGCGGCAAAGUGUUCCCGCACCGUUCGCGCCUGGCCAAGCACCAGCGCUACCACGCGGCCGUCAAGCCCUUCGGCUGCGAGGAGUGCGGCAAGGGCUUCGUGUACCGCUCGCACCUGGCCAUCCACCGGCGCACACACACCGGCGAGAAGCCCUUCCCGUGCCCGGACUGCGGCAAGCGCUUCGUCUACAAGUCGCACCUGGUCACGCACCGGCGCAUCCACACGGGCGAGCGGCCCUACCGCUGCGCCUUCUGCGGCGCGGGCUUCGGCCGGCGCUCCUACCUGGUGACGCACCAGCGCACGCACACGGGCGAGCGGCCCUACCCGUGCGCGCACUGCGGCCGCAGCUUCAGCCAGAGCUCGGCGCUCGCCCGCCACCAGGCCGUGCACGCCGCCGCGCGCCCGCACGGCUGCCCGGACUGCGGCCGGGCCUUCCGCCUGCGCGCCGACUUCCAGCGGCACCGGCGCGGCGGCGGCUGCGCGAAGGCCGGCGGGGGCGCGCCCCCCGAGGCGGGGGUGCCGGGGCCCCCGGAGCCGGAGGCCGGGCCCCCGGAGCCUGGAGAGCCCGGGGCCGGCGAGCCCGACGGACGCCCCGAGGCCGAAGCCGGAGAGCACCAGGAGGAGGAGGUGGUGGCGGCGGAGACGACUGUCCCCGACAGCGAGAAGGAGCCGGAGGCGGACGGGCGGCCCCGGGAGCUGGGCAACGGCCUGGCGGAGGGCGGGGGCCCGCACCCGCUCGGCUUCCCCUUCCCCGUGCACCCCAAGUCCUGGCUGCAUCCGGACGCUUUCCCCAUUCUGGGCUUCCCCGAGUUCUCUGGACGGCUGCAGGCCGACGGGCGCCUCCUGGCGCGCGCCCUGGGCGCCCCGCUGUCCCUGGAGGGCGCGGGCCCGGGGGGCGGGCCGGACGGCGGCCUCCGGGCCUUGGCGCCCGCCGCCGGCUCGCUGCUGGCGGGGCCCGCGCCCGGCGCGCUGGCGGAGGAGGAGAGCCCGUGGAUCUGCUCCGACUGCGGCAAGACGUUCGGGCGGCGCGCGGCGCUCGCCAAGCACCAACGCUACCACGCGGGCGAGCGGCCGCACCGCUGCGCCGACUGCGGCAAGAGCUUCGUGUACGGCUCGCACCUGGCGCGCCACCGGCGCACCCACACGGGCGAGCGGCCCUUCCCGUGCCCGGAGUGCGGCGCCCGCUUCGCCCGCGGCUCGCACCUGGCGGCGCACGUGCGCGGCCACACGGGCGAGAAGCCGUUCGUGUGCGGCGUGUGCGGGGCGGGCUUCAGCCGGCGCGCGCACCUCACAGCGCACGGGCGCGCGCACACAGGCGAGCGGCCCUACGCUUGCGGCGAGUGCGGCCGGCGCUUCGGCCAGAGCGCGGCGCUCACGCGGCACCAGUGGGCACACGCCGAGGAGAAGCCGCACCGCUGCCCGGACUGCGGCAAGGGCUUCGGCCACAGCUCGGACUUCAAGCGCCACCGGCGCACGCACACGGGCGAGAAGCCGUUUCGCUGCGCCGACUGCGGCCGCGGCUUCGCGCAGCGCUCCAACCUGGCCAAGCACCGGCGCGGCCACACGGGCGAACGGCCCUUCCCCUGCCCCGAGUGCGGCAAGCGCUUCUCGCAGCGCUCGGUGCUCGUCACGCACCAGCGCACGCACACGGGCGAGCGGCCCUACGCCUGCGCCAGCUGCGGCCGCCGCUUCUCGCAGAGCUCGCACCUGCUCACGCACAUGAAGACGCACCGCGGCCCGGGCGGCGCGCAGGCCCGGGGCGCCCCCGCCGAGGCCGCGCCGCCCGCUGGGGCCGCACCGCCGCCCCCGCCCCCGCCGCCGGGCGCGGGCCCCGGGACGCUGCUGGAGUUCGCGGGCGGGACCAGCUUCGGCUCCGAGCCCGCCGCCUCCGCCGGGCCCUCGGGCGCCUUCGAGGGCCGCGUCCUGUGAGGCCCGGGGGAGUGCGCGGCGCCCCGGCUCCGCGGAGCCUGGGGAUUCCCAGGGUCGGGUGUCCCGGGUCCCUCGCCCCUCGCUGCAGCUCUCGCUUGGGCGCGCGCGGGCCAUUGCGCGAAGCCGACCCAUCCCUGGCUCCGCGCUG
Messenger RNA from Meriones unguiculatus (Mongolian gerbil), 3429 nucleotides. RefSeq names its product zinc finger protein 316 (gene Znf316). Gene Ontology annotation, cellular component: nucleus. Gene Ontology annotation, biological process: regulation of transcription by RNA polymerase II. The record is from RefSeq and is a predicted model, not a curated record. NCBI's taxonomy places the organism in Eukaryota, Metazoa, Chordata, Mammalia, Rodentia, Muridae. The transcript is spliced from 7 exons. Gene Ontology annotation, molecular function: sequence-specific DNA binding; DNA-binding transcription factor activity, RNA polymerase II-specific. The coding region runs from base 339 to 3281 and encodes 980 amino acids.